Dalotia coriaria is the source of this 317-nucleotide messenger RNA. RefSeq lists its product as uncharacterized. The record is from RefSeq and is a predicted model, not a curated record. NCBI's taxonomy places the organism in Eukaryota, Metazoa, Arthropoda, Insecta, Coleoptera, Staphylinidae. Bases 1 to 240 code for a protein of 79 amino acids. The transcript has a single exon.
AUGAAGAAAGUCGCAAAAUCGAACAUACUUCUUGACAGAUUGCACAAAGGUGUCGUGCUUACCUGCAUUGGUAUUACUUUGUACGGUGUGGGGCAUCUUGGUUUGAGAUGGUAUCGAUACUUCACGGUGCUGCGGCCAGAAGCGAAGCAGAGAGAAUUACUCGACCAGCAGAAACUCUUAACAGAAGGAAGUUCAAAUAUUGAUCUAUUAACGGACAGUGCAAAAACAAUUGCACCUUAAUGAAGUACGUCCAUUUGAUUUGUAGUUACAUAUGCACAUGUGAAUAGUAGUAAUUUAAUAAACAAUUGUAUAACCUA